CCCCAGAGAUCCCUCUCGAGGAGGGGCUGCAAACCCAUCCCAGGGAGCUGCGAGGAGGAAAUACCCUCCCUGAUCCGGGAAGGCGUCUGGAGAUCCAGGCGGAGCUCAGAGCUGGUGGAGAAGCCCCACAAGUGCUUGGAAUGUGGGCAGGGUUUCAGCCUGAGCUCCCAGCUGAUGCCGCAUCAGAGGAUUCACAAUGGAGAGAAGCCCUAUGAGUGUGGGAAAUGCAGGAAGAGCUUCAGCACUAUUUCUAAUCUGAUGCAGCACCAGGUGAUCCACACAGGGGAACGGCCCUACACCUGCUUGGAAUGUGGGAAGAGCUUUGGGUGGAGCUCCAACCUGAGAUACCACCAGUGCUUCCACGCUGGGGAAAGGCCCUACGAGUGUCCCCAGUGUGGGAAGAGGUUUCAGACCAGCUCCAAUCUCCUCCUACAUGAGCGGAUUCACACAGAGGAGAGGCCCUUUCGCUGCCCCGACUGCGGGAAGGGCUUCAACCGCAACGACACCCUCACUGUCCACCGGCGCAUCCACACCGGGGAGAGGCCCUACGAGUGUCCUGAGUGUGGGAAGAGCUUCUCACAGAGCUCUGCCUUGACCGGACACCAACGGAGUCACCACUAAGGGAAGCCCUGUGAGUGCCCCGAGUGUGGGAAGAGCUUCGUGCUCUGUUCCAGCUCCAUCCCCCAUGGGAGGAUCGGUGUUGGAUGAUCCCCAGUGACCCCCGCUGAGCAGAGCCCUGAUGAUCCGUGGUCCCGGUGAUCUCCGUUGGGUGGGGGAAGGGGUUGGAGAGAUUUCUCUCCCUUCUCCUUGUGCUGCUGUGAUUUGGUUGGUAAUAAAUUCCCUCGCCGUGCCCAGGCUGGGUCUGUUGUUCCCAUGCAGGUGUUCGGGGUGGGAUCUCUCCCGUUCCUUCUCUCAACUCCCGGGCCUCUCCUCAGCCAAUCAGAGAAUGCGAUGAAGAAGAUUCAGCCAAUGAGAGAGAGCAG
This is a messenger RNA of Sturnus vulgaris (Common starling), 983 nucleotides long. NCBI's taxonomy places the organism in Eukaryota, Metazoa, Chordata, Aves, Passeriformes, Sturnidae. The record is from RefSeq and is a predicted model, not a curated record.